GGGCCACGGACCAGCUCCAGCCUCCAGGCAACCAGGCCUCCACACGUCCAGCUUCGUUCCCAAAUGGCAAGGGCGCAAGGGCAGGCAUUCCUCUUCCUCCUUCCUAAUCUGCUCUACUGCAAGGGUUUCAAGCAUCGGGCGGCGGCAGCGUGAGCUAUUGGAGGUACGCGCCGUUCAGUUCAUCAGCCGUCGCCCGUCCGGGACUCAGGGUCAGCAUCUAUUUUCCUGACCUAUGAUGACGACUCAAGGAGGUUUGCAGCCGACAAGCAAUGAAGCUAAUCUGUGCACCAAUGACAAUGGUAGCCAACUUAGUACACGGAUUGUGGACGAGAUUAUGGCUGGGAAGAACGUCUUCUUUGAUCUUCCUGACAAGUUGACUGGUGAGAUGUGGACCUUGAAAUUCCAUUGCAUUGGAGCACAACCUGGAAAAGAAAUUGUCACAGUAAAUAUUGAUAAAGCUUAUGUUGCCUUUUACAACAUGGUGUACAUAAAAUCGAAACUUGGAUAUUCUGGAAGGGACUUCUUGUUUUACAAGAAACGAUGUGGCAUUGAUCGAUCCAGGCUAUUGGCACUUGAUUACAUCCACCAAGAAGAGGCCAUGUUGUCUGAUAACAUGGAUGAGAGAAAAAUAAGUUUUGUGCUCACAAAAGAUCCACCCAGUGAUCUAGAGGUAAGCAUAACUCCCAUCAAGCGUCCAAGGCAGCGAACAAAUGUUGAUGAAGAAACUAUAGAAGUGUUGAUUGAUGCAUAUAAGGAGUGGCUUGCAAUACUACAACAUGACAAUCCAGAAACGGAUUUAAUGGAUGACUUCAGGGAGGAUACGAUCAAAACAUAUAAAGAAUGGUUAAGGCAUCAUGGCGAUCUUCCAGAUAUCUUAUUGUAUGAACGGCAAAGCAAUGAUGACCUAAUAUUAUCAGAUGAAGAAAUUCAUGGCAGCAGCAAACCUACUGCUAAUUGGCCAUCUCAUGCUAGACAUCAUAGGAAAAGAGAUCCUGAUAACGAUGGAGUCUUCAAAAAGGAGGGGUGUGGUACCCUUAAGGGUAUAGCAGCAGCCACCAAGCGAAUCAAGAACGGUGAUCACAAACUUAAGAUUGAAUUUUCAUCUAAGCUUGGAGGUCCCGUAGGACCAAACACUCGCACUUUUGUGGAUGAAAUCGUAUUAUUUACAAAGAAAAAGGCACCACUUAUUGGAGUGAAAAAGUGGAAAGAUAUAGAGCUCAAUGUUAGAUCUUCUAUAGCCUCUGACGUACUGCGAAGGUGGGAGUUUCCAAGCAAUGAGGACGUGCAUGAAAAGAUCUGGUCUAUUGCCAAGGAGAGAUACAAAGGAUGGCGAUCAACGUUAAGCUCAACAUACAAGGCAUACAAUAGUUAUGCUGAAAGGAUGAAAAACAAGCCUGAAGAUGUAGACAUCGUCGAGUGGCAUUACAUGAUGUUGUAUUUUGGAUCUGAGAAAUUCCAGAAAAUAAGCACCCGGAACUCAGAAAACCGUCAGAAGCAAAGAACGAAGCAUAUAAUGGGUUCUAGAACUUUUUCCCAAAUAAGCUUUCAACAGAGAGAUCCAGAAACUGGUAUAGAACCAACCGAUCUAUCCCUUUGGAUGAUUACUCAUUGUAAAAAUGAUGAAUGGUCGAAAGAGGCUUCACGUGGCAUUUAUGAGAAGGCAGCUGAGAAAAUUGUUGAGAAAAUAUAUCAAAUAGAAAGAUAUCAUCUAACAAGAGAAGAGGAAAAUGCUAUUUUCCAAACAACAUUCAAGGAAACAACAGGAUGUAAGGCAAACAGACUUCAUGGUCAUGGGUACCUAUCAAGAUAUCCAACAAGAAGUCAAGUGAUGGAAUCAAAGUUCCUCGAACAAGCUCGUGCCACGGUUGCAACCAACCAAAAGAACAUUGAACUUGAAAGUCACGUCCAGUUGUUAAAUGAAAAACUUGCGUGUGAGGUUGCAGAACGAGAAAGAAUACUACAAGAAAAAAUGCAAGCACUGCAAGAAGAAGAAGAAAGAAAAAGACAGGUGCUUAGAGAAGAAAUGAGGCAAGAAAUGGUUGUUGCCCUUGCUGCUGUAGCACAACAGAGCAACCGUGAAAGCACCACUCCAAUCGAUCCUUCUUCCGUUGUCCCUACUAAACCUCCUGAACUCAUCCCAGCUGAUCCUCCUGCACCUGCACCAAGUAGUGCAAACAACGUUCGUACACCAGACACAAACAAUAAGAAAGACAAUAUGCCAGCAAACUAUAUUAGCUCUUACACUCUAAGGAAUGCUGUGACAAGACGUGUGCAGGCAAGGGGCAACAAAAGAAGCGAAUGUGUACAAUCCGCAAGUGCAAGCGAGAAGCAAGGUAGAUCAACUUAAGAAGCUCUAUCAAAGUGUGUUUAAGGUUCCUUGUCGUCGUGAUUCGUCGUCAGCCUAGCUAACCAUUGCUUGCAUCAAUGGAGGGGAUGGAGGGGUACACGAUGGCAAAAAAACUUCCAAUAAUUUGCUAGUCCUGAGUAGUUUAUUAUCUAUGUUAUCACAAUCCAAGCUAGUACGAGGAUGCUGUGAUUGUGAGCUAUGUUAUCAAAUUAAUUUGUAUUUGGCCACUAUUUAUUUGGUGCAACCUAUUGUUACAACUUAUGGUAUGGAUAUAGUUAAUAUAUGAGACAAGAGACAAAUAUUAUGGUUGUCAAUUUUGGUUCUGACGUUACUGAUGUAAAAUAUAAUUCUUUUGCAUAACAUUUUAUACCCAAUAGAAAUGCAAAAUGCAUUGUCGUAUAAA
Messenger RNA from Zea mays, 2750 nucleotides. RefSeq lists its product as uncharacterized. The coding region runs from base 233 to 2347 and encodes 704 amino acids. The record is from RefSeq and is a predicted model, not a curated record. The transcript is spliced from 13 exons. NCBI's taxonomy places the organism in Eukaryota, Viridiplantae, Streptophyta, Magnoliopsida, Poales, Poaceae.